AUGAGUUCGCCUUCAGUCCAAGUCCAACCCUCCGGCGCCACAGGCAACUCCGCCCCAGGCACAGCAUCGAAUUUUGACAUUGUGCGCUGUUCGCGUUGCCAGCGAUCGAUGAGUCUGGAGAAAGACGAAAAAACACCUGGUGUGGUCCGAUUCGGCAUGAAUUCCUACUAUUGCAGUCGUUGCGCCUCCAUGGUCGGCUAUCCCCGUUAA
Aspergillus ruber CBS 135680 is the source of this 210-nucleotide messenger RNA. RefSeq lists its product as uncharacterized. Lineage: Eukaryota; Fungi; Ascomycota; Eurotiomycetes; Eurotiales; Aspergillaceae. The record is from RefSeq and is a predicted model, not a curated record. Bases 1 to 210 code for a protein of 69 amino acids. The transcript has a single exon.